AUGUCUGACUCGAACAAGUGGGACACAAUCGUGAUUGGUGGAGGCAUCAUGGGAAGCUGGACAGCAGUGCAGCUCCUGAGGGCGGGUGUUGAGAAGGUGCUUCUCUUGGAAAAGUUUCCACUUCCGCACACAAGAGGAAGCUCGCACGGGGCCACGAGAAUCUGCAGGUUUGGGUACCCUCAGGACCAUCAGACCAUUUUGGCGAGGGAUUCUUUGCAAGACUGGUUCUGGUUACAACAGGAGUCUGGUCAACAGAUCAUCAGAGAAACUCCUCUGCUUUGGACAGCAGAUGCUAAAAAUGAGCAUGAGAUGACACAUGCACUGGCAAACAUCAAGAACCUAUGCCCUCAGGCCAGGGUCAGAGUCUUCGAGGACCCAGCUGUCACCAGUAUCUCUCAAGAGUUUCCUCAGCUCACCUUUCCCUCAGAAAUCUGUGCGUCUGCUAUGCUGGACAACAGUGCUUAUGUCUUGAUGGCUGACAAGAUCACUUCUUUAUUAAGGACAUGGAUAUGUCAACAUGGAGGAGUCAUCAAGGAUGGCAUGGAAGUCCAGGGAAUCCAGGUGGAUGGAAAUGAAGAUGUUGCAGUGGAGACCCAGGGCCAAAGCCAGAAAUUCCAUGCCAAGACGCUGGUGAUCUGUGCAGGGGCUUGGGCAAAACCUUUUCUGGAGAUGGCUGGUGUGGGAACACUUCCUUUGCAGCCAGUGAAGAUACAAGUGGCUUACUUCCAAGAGAAGCCCGGACAGAAGCAUCCGCACUUGUCCCAGAUCCACGAGUCCAGCAAGUACAAUUGCAACUGGUCCAUUCCCAGCAUUGAGUACCCAGGACUUGUCAAGUUUGGCCCUCAUCAAGGGCCAGCAAUCAAUCCGGAUGCCAGAGACGCUGUUGAUGCGGAAGGUGAACUAAAGAAGCUGCGAGAAUUUGUGGCUGAAACUUGCCAGGCUCUGGAUCCAACUCCGAAAAUCGUGGAAACCUGCAUGUACACGGCACCGGAUUCAAACUGGGACCUGUUAUCGGAAAAAUCUUGGCCACUUGGGCUCAAGGAAGAAAAGUUUCUUACGAAUUGUCAGCCAUGUCUGCUUCAAGAUUUGCACAACCUCUCUUCCAAACAGUUGGCUGAAAAAUUCAGGAGCAUGUGGUACUUGAGUGAAUAUGUGCAUAUAGAAACCUGCAAGAAGAACACCACCAGCAGGGCCAUGCUGAAGGACGAGAUCCCACCAGUGUAG
Messenger RNA from Notodromas monacha, 1224 nucleotides. The record is from the annotation of a GenBank genome assembly. Lineage: Eukaryota; Metazoa; Arthropoda; Ostracoda; Podocopida; Cyprididae.